Acanthochromis polyacanthus (spiny chromis) is the source of this 1755-nucleotide messenger RNA. RefSeq names its product ermin-like. Gene Ontology annotation, molecular function: actin filament binding. Gene Ontology annotation, biological process: regulation of cell shape; actin filament organization. The coding region runs from base 494 to 1063 and encodes 189 amino acids. The transcript has 2 exons. The record is from RefSeq and is a predicted model, not a curated record. Lineage: Eukaryota; Metazoa; Chordata; Actinopteri; Pomacentridae.
GGAACAAGAUGGAGAGAGGGAGGAAGAAUUUAAAGGAAAUGAGGAACUUGAGUUUCAUGAUGAUGAAGAAGUUGAAAAAGAACGUGAGGAGAAAGAAGAAGUGACAGAAGAAGAAGAGGUGGAAGAAUUUAAAAGAAGAGAGGAAUGUGAGGAAAAAGAGGAAGAAGAAGAAAUAACGGAACAAGAUGGAGAGGAGGAGGAAGAAAUUAAAGGAAAUGAGGAACUUCAGUUUCAUGAUAAAGAAAUAGAAAAAGAACGUGAGGAGAAAGAAAAAGUGACAGAAGAAGGAGAGGUGGAAGAAUUUAAAGAGAAUGAGGAGCUUAAGACUGGUGAAGAAAAGGAAGAGAACGACAGAACAGAGACAGAAAAAGAGGAAGAAAGAAAUGAAGAAGACAGAGAGACAGAAGAACAGAUAGAUGGAAUCAAAGAACAAGAAGUGGAGACGCUGAAUGAAGCAAAGACAGAAAGAUGUGAAGAACAUCAAGAAUCAGAGAUGAGAGAGGAGCCAUCUGAGGAACCAGGAGACCAGUCAGACUCCCAGAGGUCUUCGCCUCCACAGGACGCUGGAUUUGCCUCAACUCAAGCAGAUGAUGCCAAAAACCCCGGCGAGGACAUUUAUCCCACAUGGCCGAGCAGCGACAAAGAGGCCGAGGUGGACCCUCUGAGCUGCUCUCCAGGCUGGACCUGUCAGGACGGAGCUUCAGAAGAUCAGCUUCACACUUCACUGUCUGCAGGUGGAUCAUCCUCCAGACUGCUCACAGAGCUGCAGGCUUCAGGUUGCAGGUCGGAGGAGAAAACUGUGACGCCAUCGAUGGAGGAGGAAAACCAAGAGUCUGGUCAAAGCCAGAAGUCAUCGAGCAAAGAAAACCCAGAGAGGCCAGAGACAGAAGGAGAAGGAAAGAAAGACGAAGGAGGAGGAAUCUCUCUAAAGAUGAACGGAGAUGCAGCAGACGACGAGAAGAAAGGUCAGACGUCCAAGUACAAAACUGUGUCCUACAGGAGGAUCCGCAGAGGAAACACCCGGCAGAGGAUCGACGAGUUCGAGGCCAUGAUGAACUUGUGAUGAUGUCAUGAUGAACUCAUGAUGAAGUCAUGAUGAAGACAUUGAAGCACCGCUGUUAUAAGAGUGAUAGAGAAUAGAAAAUAGAAGUUUUCUGAGUUUAGGCCUUCCUACUCCACACAGGACAUUUAACUUUAUCCGCACAAACACAAUGUAACUAAUUUCUAGUGAAUGUGAACUUCACAGUGUGAUAAUCACUCUUGUAUCAUAUUUAUGAUUUAAUUUAAUGACAUUAAAAAGCUCAAAGCGUCACAGAACUCCUUUUGUUCUCAUUAACUACUAAAACCAGAUUUCUCUCCAUGUGUUCAAACCUCACAAAAGUCCUUUAGAGGCUCCAGAUUUAGACUAUAUGAAUACAAACUGAUGACUGUUAUUUUCAUUUAGCUUUCAGGUUUUUAUCAAACGUUUGGGGUCAUUUUAUAUUUUGGAAAGAAAAUCAUUUAUUUUUCAAUGAAGAUAGCAUUAAAUGAAUGAUAAAUCCAGUGUAGACAUAGUAAAUGUGGUAAAUGACUGUUCUAACUGGAAAUGUUUAAUAGAAUAUCUCCAUAGGGGUACAGAGGAACAUUUCCAGCAACCAUCACUCCUGUGUUCUAAUGCUACAUUGUUAGAUAAUGGUGUUGAAAGGCUCAUUGAUGAUCAGAAACCCCAUGUGCAGUAUUGUUCUAUGCUGUUAAAUUGGUGCCAUAAUGAAUCCU